This is a messenger RNA of Rhodotorula graminis WP1, 1254 nucleotides long. RefSeq lists its product as uncharacterized. The record is from RefSeq and is a predicted model, not a curated record. Lineage: Eukaryota; Fungi; Basidiomycota; Microbotryomycetes; Sporidiobolales; Sporidiobolaceae. The transcript has 2 exons. The coding region runs from base 1 to 1254 and encodes 417 amino acids.
AUGCUCUAUCCUCUCUCGUUCAGCAUCGACCCGGGCCGCCCCAUCGAGUCGUACUUCCCGCUCGCCUCGACCUCGUCCGCCAACAAGGUCCAGCACACCGAGGCCAACGCGCAGCGCAGCCCAGCCCCUCGCGAGCCCUUCGUCGACGCAGCCAACGUCCAGCACUCGUCCCGUGCGGCGCCGGUCAACCCGUUCAGCUCGCCGCCGGUCCGCCUCCGCGACGACCACACGGCCGACCCGCGCAAACGGCCUCGUGAGCGUCCUGUGCAUGUACCAGUCGGGUCCGUCAUCGAGAUCGAGGGUCCAGCAGUGUCGACGAGCUCGCAGAGCGCCGUCAAGUCGAGCCAGGUCGCGAGCGGCAAAGGCCCCGAGCGUGUCGUCGCAUCGUCAAGUCGUCGUUCCACCGCGAGCAGUGUCGAGCAGCAGGUCGAGCAGCGCGCACCGUCAAGCCGUCGCCGAUCUUCCCCGGUCCCGGAUCUCGACUAUGCGCUCCCCGACACGUUCUCGUCGAGCGCCCUCAAACCGCCGCUGUCGGGCCUGCGCUUCCCGUACUACAUGCCCUACCUCGUCGACGAGCCCGUCGAGCCCGCGUGGUCGUCGACCUACUGUACGGCCUUCGUCGAGUUUGCCUGCACGGUUGCGCCUCCUCCAAGGUGGAGCACACGCCCCGGCACGCUCGUGUCCGAGUACGACGCGCCCGCCAUCGUCCAGGAGAUCCGCACCUACCAGCCCAACAAGGCCCUCAUCCGAGACCGCGCCCCGCUGUGUACAUCGAAGGCCGGCGACACGGUCCCGUUCGGGUGGCACGGCAAGUUGCUCGCCAUGAAGGACGUCAUGCGGUGGAUCUGGGACGACGAGACGCUCUCGGUCGAGCACGUCGCCGGCAUGAUCCUGACGGCGCCCAUCUCGAUCCACAUGAUCAUCCGCACGUUCGGCUCGAUGCAGCGCUUCACCAGCGUGCGCCGCAUCGCCGAGGAGGACCUGACCCAGUACCUGUCGCGCGUCGGGUCGCCCUCGUCGCGCGAGCGCGCCGCGCUCGUGCUCCUGCGGUGGUUCCAGCGCCCGGACGCGCCGCACGACAGGAGGUACCGGUUCUUUGUCGAGCGCGGUGGGACGGUCAGGAGGGGCCCGAGGGGCGAGGACGGGUGGGAGUGGUGGUUCGCGCCGCGAGGGCCGGGAGGGAUCGAGAGGCGCGAGAGCGAGCUCGACGAGUGGGAGAGGGACGUCAUCAGGACGGAGGGGUGGACGUCGUAG